GCUGGACACGACGCCCAGGGAAUACCUUCGUUACUCUGCAUUUUAUUUUUUAAUGGUUUUAUUAUUCUACGAUGUAAAGAGGAUUUUUUUUAUUACUCAACUGAUGAACUUUCUAUUUGAUUUUUCGACCAUUGAGUGAUUGUUCGUUUUAUUUCGGUCAGUGCUUCGAUUGCAAUUAUUAUUGUUUAAACAAUGGAUCUUAGCGAAGUGCCACUUUCACCACCCGCAUCCCCUCAGUUGAAACAAGUUCAUGUCGAACCUCUGCAGUCAUCGUUUAGUGUUGAGGCUCUGCUGAGAAAGGAGACGGUACAUGUCCGGCCGGAUUUGCCACCCACACCCCAAUCAUCUGACACUGAAGAGGAUGACCAGCCGGCGCGUAAACGCCGCUGUUUAGAGCAGCAAUGUGAAUUGACCAAGCUGUUGCUGGAUGGCACACCACCACCUAGUCCAGAGCCAGCUCGUGCAUCAGUGAUAAUGCAUGCAAAUCGUGAUGGCACCUGUCGUCCAGCAUCCCUUCCAAUUUCCGUAGUGAAAGCACCAAUAAGUCACCGAAGAGAAAUUUCAUUGGUAACCAGAGAAGAAAAUAUGCUGAGGCACCAUAAUUUCCCGGAGCCGGAAAAUAUUCUGAAGAAUUUCCAACUAAAAAUGAGCUUAUGCAAAGAAGAAAUAUUUAUCAACAGUAAGAACACGGAUCGUGAAAUGAUAAGAACGGAGAAAAUUGAAGGACAAAAAUUACAACCAUUAGCCCCAAAACCAGCGCCCAUGGGACAGAUAACAAUGGUUCCAGUGACAGGUAUCUUUGGAACACCCAUGGUGCUACCCCGGACACCUCUUCUCCUUGUUACAACACCAUCAGCAGUCACUACAAAUCCAAAAGCAGCUUCGACUGAUGCUGGAGCACGAAGACGAGUUUACGAGUGCGAGCAUCCUGGCUGCGGGAAAAAUUAUUUUAAAUCAUCGCAUUUAAAAGCCCACACACGGACACACACCGGAGAAAGACCGUUCCCCUGUCCUUACGACGACUGCGGCAGGAGAUUUUCAAGGAGUGAUGAACUCUCCCGCCACAAGAGAACACACACCGGGGAGAAAAAAUUCGUUUGUUCAGUUUGUCAAAGACGAUUUAUGCGAAGUGAUCACUUGGCUAAACACGUCAAAAGACAUGUCAGAGAUAAAAGUUCGACUGAUACGUUUCACCCUAGCACAUCAUCAACACCUCCACGAACAACCAGUUUGAGCCAAUCGCAAAUAGGACAGAGACCAGUGACAGUUAAUUUACUUCCAGUUCUUACGUCCAGACUGACCCACCUACCAAACUUAAUACCUCCCCAACUUGCCGCAUAAAUUAUUCAUCACUAAUUUUCUAGUCCCUUUGGUUCAACAAUUAUGUUCAAACUUCAUAUGAGAACUCUCGUGCAAAUGAAAAAUCGUACUAUGUAUUCUAUCAUAAUUUCUACGUAUCGAACAAAAUGAGUAAUUAUUAAUAAUGUAAGUGUGUCUGUGAUCUCUGAUGUGUUUAAUGAAGAAACAGCUCAUGGCCGAGACAUUAAAAAACAUCGACAUGAGAUAUCCGUGAGGACCGAAACGAGAUUGAAAUAUUGUAUAAAUAGGUCAUGUUCAAAUGCUAAGACUUCCUCCUAGGAUUAUUUGUUUGUAAUAUAAAAUUGUAUAUAAAAGAUCAAUAUAGACUUCCGUACUUUCUUAACAA
Molecule: messenger RNA, 1705 nt
Organism: Diachasmimorpha longicaudata
Lineage: Eukaryota; Metazoa; Arthropoda; Insecta; Hymenoptera; Braconidae
Product: Krueppel-like factor 6
Exons: 3
Coding region: 193-1341 (382 amino acids)
Biological process (GO): regulation of transcription by RNA polymerase II
Molecular function (GO): RNA polymerase II cis-regulatory region sequence-specific DNA binding; DNA-binding transcription factor activity, RNA polymerase II-specific
Source: RefSeq, a predicted model, not a curated record